Molecule: messenger RNA, 2926 nt
Organism: Owenia fusiformis
Lineage: Eukaryota; Metazoa; Annelida; Polychaeta; Sabellida; Oweniidae
Source: the annotation of a GenBank genome assembly
CCGCCAUAUUUGAUUUGAAGCGGAAAAAAAGAUACGCCCCUUUCUAAAUCCACAAACAUCGAUCUCAAUUAUAAAAGGGCAAGAUGACAGACUCCAAAUAUUUCACCACCACCAAAAAAGGUGAGAUCUAUGAAUUGAAAGGGGAGUUGAACAGUGAGAAAAGAGACAAAAAGAGGGAAGCAGUGAAGAAAGUCAUUGCAUCUAUGACAGUUGGGAAAGAUGUCAGUGCCCUGUUCCCAGAUGUUGUGAAUUGUAUGCAGACAGACCACUUAGAAUUGAAGAAGUUGGUCUAUCUCUAUCUGAUGAACUAUGCCAAGAGUCAACCUGACAUGGCUAUCAUGGCAGUCAACACAUUUGUAAAGGACUGUGAAGACCCAAACCCUCUCAUACGAGCCUUAGCAGUAAGAACCAUGGGAUGCAUAAGGGUUGACAAGAUAACAGAGUAUUUGGGCGAGCCUCUCAGGAAGUGCUUAAAGGAUGAGGACCCCUAUGUGCGUAAAACUGCCGCAGUGUGUGUAGCCAAGCUACAUGACAUCAAUCCUAUUCUGGUAGAGGAUCAGGGUUUCCUUGAACUUCUCCGAGACUUGCUUGGUGACUCCAACCCAAUGGUUGUUGCUAAUGCAGUAGCCGCCAUGUCAGAAAUCGUAGAAACAUCUCCAACAGCUUUGAAAAUGUUGGAAAUCAACUCUGCAACCAUUGGUAAACUCCUGACAGCCCUGAAUGAGUGCACAGAGUGGGGCCAAGUGUUUAUCCUUGACUCCAUUGCUAAUUAUAGUCCGAGGGAUGAACGUGAGGCACAAAGUAUCUGUGAGAGAGUCACGCCACGUCUGUCUCAUGCCAAUGCUGCCGUUGUACUUUCCGCCAUUAAGGUUGUCAUGAAACUCCUAGAAAUGAUGGACCAAUCAGCUGGCUUUGCGGGGACUCUUGUGAAGAAGCUUGCACCACCUUUGGUUACACUUCUAUCGGCAGAGCCAGAGAUUCAAUAUGUGGCCCUCAGGAACAUCAACCUAAUAGUACAGAAGAGGCCUGAGAUUCUCAAGCAUGAGAUGAAAGUUUUCUUUGUGAAAUACAAUGACCCCAUUUAUGUGAAGUUGGAGAAACUGGACAUUAUGAUCCGUCUCACAAACCAAGCUAACAUUGCCCAAGUGCUAGCGGAGUUGAAAGAGUACGCUACAGAGGUAGAUGUGGACUUUGUGCGUAAGUCAGUGCGUGCUAUUGGUCGCUGUGCCAUCAAAGUGGAAGCCUCUGCUGAGAGGUGUGUCAGCACUCUCCUUGACCUCAUCCAGACCAAGGUCAACUAUGUUGUACAAGAGGCUGUCGUCGUAAUUAAGGAUAUAUUCCGCAAGUACCCCAACAAAUAUGAGAGCAUCAUCUCUACUCUCUGUGAGAACCUUGACACCCUGGAUGAGCCUGAGGCAAGGGCAUCUAUGAUCUGGAUCAUUGGGGAGUAUGCUGAGCGUAUUGACAACGCUGAUGAACUACUGGAAAGUUUCUUAGAGGGAUUCCAAGAUGAGAAUGCCCAAGUGCAACUUCAGCUACUCACUGCAAUUGUCAAGUUGUUCCUCAAAAGACCCACUGAUACACAGGAGCUGGUACAGCAAGUUCUUUCUCUAGCUACACAGGACAGUGACAACCCAGAUUUGAGAGACCGUGGCUACAUCUAUUGGCGACUCCUGUCAACAGACCCAGCUGCAGCUAAAGAUGUUGUGCUGGCUGAGAAGCCUCUCAUAUCAGAGGAAACUGACCUGAUAGAGCCUACUCUCCUUGAUGAGCUGAUCUGUCACAUUUCCAGCCUGGCUUCUGUAUAUCACAAGCCACCCAGUGCAUUCGUUGAGGGCCGGCAAGCUGUCAGGAAGGCCUUACCGCCAAGAUCACAGUCUGGAGAAGGAGAGGCAGUACAGGCUGCACCAGAGGCUCCAGUUGCCCCUCCACAGCCACAAGCUACAGUCAUUCCUGGUAUGGAUUCUCUUACUGGAGACCUGCUAGAUCUUGACCUUGGCGGUCCAAGCACCUACCAGCCUCCAGCAGCUGUGCAACCACAACCAAUUGGAGGAGGUUCAAUGGAUCUGCUUGGAGAGGGACUCGAUAGCCUGCUUGGGCCCAGCCCUGUAUCAGGUAUGGACAUGGGACCUGGCCCUCGUGGUGGAGGCGUUGGGGACUUAUUUAGUCUUGCUGGUCUUGUCCCAACUACAUCCUAUGUACCACCCCAGGAGACUUGGAUAGAGGCAGGAAAAUCUAAAGGUAUGGAAGUGAAUGGUACAUUCUCCAGGAAAAACAACCAAGCUUGCAUGGAGCUGACCUUUACUAACAAGGCUAUGUCUCCUAUGGCUGGUUUUGCUGUACAGUUCAAUAAGAACAGCUUUGGUCUUGCACCCGGGAUACUCAACAUUAACACCCCACUUGCACCCAAUGCUGCAGCGAAUGUAACACUGGCUUUGACAACAACGGGAGGUGUACAAAAAAUGGAGCCCCUGAACAACCUUCAGGUUGCAGUAAAGAACAACAUUGAUGUGUUCUACUUCAGCUGCCAAGUUCCUUUGAAUGUUUUGUUUGUCGAAGAUGGUGAGAUGGAUAAACGUGUCUUCCUUGCAACAUGGAAGGAUAUUCCAUCCCAGAAUGAGGAGCAGUACACCAUUGCCAAUGUAGAGCACAGUGCAGACACUGUAACAACAAAGCUGCGCAACAACAACAUCUUCACUAUUGCUAAGCGUAAUGUUGAAGGACAAGAUAUGUUGUACCAGUCUCUGAAGUUGACCAAUAAUAUCUGGGUUCUAGCAGAGCUGAAAAUUCAACCAGGAAAUAACAACUUCAUGUUAUCAUUGAAGUCGACAACCUUGGACGUUUAUCCUGGCAUCUAUCAGAGCUAUGAUGCCAUUGUUCGUUCCUAAACUAGAACAUUUGAUGUCAUCAUUCGCUCCUAAACUAG